AUGUCGCAUAUUUCGUAUAAUAAACAAUGGCAAGAUGCACAACUGGCUGUGGCCGAUAUGCUGGCCAUCGAAACUCCAGCACAACCACGAGCCCCAGAAACAGAUAUCAAUGCGGCUUUUCAAUUAGUCGCCACGAUGUUUGUCAAAUAUGUACAAAUAUUUCGCAAACUAGAACAAUGUUAUGACCAAAUAGUUCAUCCACAAAAACGACGCUUGGUGCGAACAGUUCUCGACGGUGUGAUGGGAAGAAUCGUAGAACUGAAACAUGAAAUGAUCACUAUGGAUUACUCUGAAUACCAUUAUUUCGAUGAUAUCCUAGCUGAUCUCAAACUAACGCCGAGCGAUCUGGAGAUUCCUAUUCCAAACUAUUUUGUACUUGAACGUGCCCAAGCAAUCGAGAAACGCGAACGUCUUCUCGGGCAAAUUUUAGCUCGAAUGACCUCCGAGAAUGACAAACCCGAUGGUAUCGGUAUGAUGUCAAUAGAUGAUGCCAUUCGCAUUAUUCAAACACAUGAACGAGCUCGACAAGGUCGCUUGCGUGCGAAACAAAUGCGUGAAUUACGACUGAAUGAUCAGCGUGCUCGACAACGUGCAAAUAUGGGCGAAUCGAAAAUGGAUAAGAGUUUAGCAGCAACCAUCAUUCAAAAGUAUUAUCGCAGACAUGUUGUACGACGUGAAGCAAAGAAAUUUCGCGACGAAGAGUACAUGUUUCUAGGCAUGGCUAUGCCAACAUUUGCGAAAGAUCCGCUAAAAAAUAUCUUGGCAGGCGUACGGGCACAUGAAGAUGAGCGACGAAAACGGCAAGAAAAGCAUGAAAUCAAUUAUCAACAAGCACUAGUGGCGACACGUGAAAAAAUCAAACAAACUGAAGGACCUGACAUGAAAGAACGAUUACAAGAUCAAAUUCGACAGUGGUUUAUUGAAUGCCGAAAUGCGUCGAAGAAAUUUCCAGAUUUUCCCGAUGAAGAUGACGGUGGAUCCAAUGCAAUUUUCGCUAACAAAACUCUUGGUGAAAUACAAGCGGAAUUGGAUGCGAAAAUGGAAAGUAAAGGCAAAAAAGGAAAAGACAAGAAAGGAAAGAAGAAAAAGAAAAAGAAGAAAGAAAAGAAAGGAAAGAAGGGCAAGAAGAAGAAAAAGAAAGAUGAUGACGAAGGUUGGACAUUGCCCGAAUCUGAAUUUGUCAAUGAAAUGAUCAAGCCGUCGACAGUCACAUAUCAAAAUUUCUGGGAAACACGAGAUGAAUCGAAUAACUUCGAACAGAAUUACGACAGUGAAAUUAUCAAAGAAGAAAAACGAACAGAAGUUGUGGAAGAAGUUCGAAUAGAAGUCGAUGCCUUGAUGCGUGAAGAAUUGAAAAAUUUAAAAGCGGCAAUUGAUAAAACCAAGCAAAAGAAGAAAAAGAAAAAGAAGAAGAAGAAGAAGAAGAAGAAGAAGAAGAAGAAAGAGAAAGAUCUAACACCGGACCGAACGAUUGAAUCUUUAUAUGAAGAACUGGUUAUGAAUAGAAUCAUAGUUCGUCCACCGAAAGUAGCUCUCAGUGAUUUCGUGGGAGAUUUCAAUUAUCUACCAAGUUUAAUUCGGCAAGCCAAACAUGAACCAAUGCCAACAAUGUACGAUGCCAAACAAUUAGCCGCUCUAUACGGAGUUUUACCAUUCGGAUCUGAAAAAGUUCAUGAAACAGCACCUCAGGUUAAAGGUCUAUUGAUAUGUGGGCCUCGUGGAUGUGGCAAACAUACAUUACUUCAUGCGAUUGUUAAUGAACUAGGAGCUAAUUUGUUUGAUAUAACACCGUCGAAUAUUUUCGAAACCUAUCGUGAAAAAGAAGGACGAAAAAUGUUGUUACACUUAUGUUCGAAAGUUGGCAAAGCUCUGCAACCCACAGUGAUUUUGAUUGAUAAUUGCGAAAAAUUAUACAAAAAGAAAUUGAAACCCGAAGAGAAACAAUUUGAGCCAAAAAAGCUCGCGAAAGCUUUACCGAAAUGGUUGAAAUUGAUCAAGCAUGGGGAUCGCGUUUUAUUAGUUGGUAUUUCCAAUGAACCGUAUCAAGCAACUGUCAAACCAAUGAUGAAAGUAUUUUCACGUUGUAUUCUAUUACCACGUCCUGAAUAUGGUACUCGUCUAUUACUAUGGAAAACAUUGAUACCGAAAUACGGUGGUAUCAUCACUCCGACACUUGACUUGACAUCGUUAACUAAACUUUCGGAUGCGUAUUCAUCGGGUCACAUUCAUGAGACAAUCGUCGAAGUGUUAACAGAACGACGUCUGGCGAAAAUGGCCAAACAUCCACUGACAGCUACUGAUUUCAUCUCUGGACUUGCACAACGUAAUGCGAUAUACAAAGAAGAAGAGAAUGCUUUCAAGAGUUGGUGGAAAAAGACUCCAUUAGGCAAAAAACAUGAACGAUUUCUUGAAGAGCAAGAGUCGGGCGAAGGCGAUGGUAAAGGCAAAAAAGGAAAGAAAGGUGGCAAAGGUAAAAAGGGUAAAAAAGGCAAAAAAGGCAAGAAGAAGAAAUAA
This is a messenger RNA of Adineta ricciae, 2514 nucleotides long. Lineage: Eukaryota; Metazoa; Rotifera; Eurotatoria; Adinetida; Adinetidae. The record is from the annotation of a GenBank genome assembly.